UCCCAAGUCAAACUUCCGGUGUAAGACGCUUUUGUGGCUGUCACUUGUUCUGUUUCGUUUAGUUAUUGGUAAAAUUCAAAGCAACUAUUUAUCCUGUGUUGUUUUUAUUGACGUGAACAGUGUGGAUGUUACAAUUAAUACAGAACGGACCGUCCUAAGUGUUAAUACAUCAGGUUAUAAAGUGUUGUCAAGCGGUCAACAAACUCCUGGACUUGAGUGACAGAAGUGAUGCAACAUGGCAGCAACUCCUCUCAGUAGGUCUCUUCUCUCUGCACUAAGGAGACACGCUCGCUGUCAGAGCCGUGGACUUAACUCUUCGGCAGAGAGGACAGUCAGCCGGGUGUCCUCGGUGGUGAUAUGCAGUCACAGCGGAGCGGAAGGACACACAAGCGUGGACCGGGGACAGCCGGUGGAGUGGGACAGAAGAAGUGGUCGGGACAACAGCAGCAGGUCUCCCCUGCUCAGGUCUGUGUCUGUGGGUCUGGGACUCUGCGGUGCGGCGCUGCUGGACAGUCAGAAAGAAGACAAAGACAAGGACAGAGGAGUCUCGAUAUCCGGGCGGUGUCUUGCACUCAUUCUGCCAUCGGCUCAGUGUGCUUCCCCCUUUAAACCCGACAGCCCCCGCUAUAAAUACAACUUUAUUGCAGAUGUGGUAGAAAAGUCCACUCCAGCUGUCGUGUACAUUGAAAUCUUGGGCAGACACCCAUUUUCAGGAAGAGAAGUCCCAGUGUCAAAUGGCUCUGGUUUCAUUAUCAGCAGUGAUGGGCUCAUCGUCACCAAUGCUCAUGUUGUGGCCAACAAGAGAGGCGUCCGUGUGAAGCUCAUCAACGGAGACAUGUACAACGCCACUGUGCAAGAUGUUGAUCCAGUGGCAGACAUCGCUACCAUCAAAAUCACUGCGAAGAAUCCUUUACCCACGCUCACCCUUGGUCGGUCGUCCGAUGUUCGACAAGGAGAGUUUGUUGUUGCCAUGGGAAGCCCGUUUUCUUUACGGAACACAAUCACGUCAGGAAUCGUCAGCUCAGUGCAGCGAGGCAGUAAGGAGCUGGGCCUGUCCAACUCCAACAUGGAGUACAUCCAGACUGACGCAGCCAUUGAUUUUGGAAAUUCUGGAGGUCCCCUGAUUAACUUGGAUGGGGAAGUCAUCGGUAUAAACACCAUGAAGGUCACUGCAGGAAUCUCCUUUGCUAUUCCAUCGGAUCGCCUGAGACUUUUUCUUGAUCAAGCAGCAAAGAAAAAGCAAUCUUGGUUUGGUGGGGCAGAGACAAAACGGCGGUACAUUGGUGUCACGAUGCUGACACUGACGCAAAGCAUCAUUGCAGAGUUGAAGUUGAGAGACCCAUCCUUCCCAGACGUGACACACGGCAUCCUGAUUCACAGAGUGAUCAUGGGCUCCCCGGCCAAUAGAGCGGGCAUGCUACCAGGAGACAUCGUGGUGGAGCUAAACGGAGUGAAGGUGCAUACCUCCGAAGAGAUCUACCAGGUCGUCCACACCAGCGACAAAAUCACCAUGGUGGUGCAGAGAGGACACGAGUUGCUUCGACUGCAAAUAACCCCAGAGUACACAGAGUGACACUAACUUCAUGUUGAUGGACAGCCGGCCACAUGAUUUGUUCAUGUACACAAGAGAAGAAAACUGUGAAACAUGAUCGUGACUAUGGUCAGAUGACAAUGUGUAAUCUAAUAAACAUGUAGUCAAACAGUGUUUUUAAAUGUACAUAUAUGCCAUAUUUGAUGACUUUUGUUAAAUAUUUUGUUGACACCACAAAGUAAAUUACAGUGACAAGCCUGUAGUGUCAUCUUAAAAUAAAAUAACUAACCCUUUAGCCAUAUUUAUCAAUUAAGUCUUUCUCUACAUGGCUGAUGGCUGAUAACUACAUAAUGGUUUCAAUGUAAUUUUUAAAAUUCAAACUGUCAUUAUAAAGCUUAAUGAACCUGCCAGCACCUGAAGACUCAAAUGGAUAAAUGGGCCAGCUCCACAAAGAUAUUUUAGACUGGGCUGUAGUGUUGAUUUUGGUCUGAGAUUAGUUAGAUUAGUAAUGCAGGUUAGGCAGUUUCAAGCCAAAAAAAGCAGCCACCCCCAAUCCCCAAGGCUGACUCAUUCAAUCCAACAAUGCCAAAAAGCGGAAAACAUACCUGUUUGUUUUUUUUCAUCAACAUUGUGGUGAAUAUAAUGAGGGCAAAGAGGUUUUGGAGAGCACAGAAACAUGUUGGAAAUACCCAGCAGUGAGAACAUUGUCAGUGGGUUACUUGAGGAAGAGAUUGAGGCACCUCAUAGGCUACUCGCAGGCUACCAGGUGGCCUUGGGCACCAAACUGGAGAACCCUGGUUAGAUCUCAGCCAUAGUCAAUGUCUUUGGAAAGAGAAACUGGCCCCAGUAUUUAUUCCCAGGUUUUUGAGUACAAAAUGUGCUGUGAUACUUAAUGAAACCUGAAACAAUGUACUUCAUUAAAGCCAUUUAAUGUUAGACAGCAACAAGAAGCAUGAGAGACCAACAAUAUGGCAUGGAUCAAUGGUAUUAAACUGACUACGAUAAACUGAGCAAACAAGUUUGACAACUCACAAAUGCUACUAUGAUCACACAAGUAUAUGAAUUGUUGAGAUCCUACUUACUUUAAAACAGACUCAUUUUGAGUAUGUCACGCACAUUAAAAACCAAAAACAUGAAUCCAUUUCAUGUUAAGAGAAAAAUGCCAAUUCUCCAUGAUGAGAUGCAAAGAAAAAUAGUGAAGACUCAUAUUUCAUUUUGAGAGUCAAAGCUGUGAAGCCAUACUGAGUAAAUUAAAAUUUCCCUGGUAUAUGUACAGUAACGCACACUUACAGUAAAGUAAUAAAGUGACAUGUACUGGACUGCUACACAAUUAAAUGCAUUUACCUCAAAGACUGAUAACUAUUAAAUGGAGAUAACAUUCAAACCACCUAAGGUUUAAACAAUAUGUUCAUACUUCUGGACUAAAGACAUCUUGUUAGGUACGAGUACUACAACAUACAAGUAUGGGAGGAAAAAUAAAAUUGUUCAAAUCCCAUUAAAACGACUUUAAAAAGGCUUAAUAUAUAUUGCUGGUAAUAUUUUUCUUUUUAAGAAAAUAUAAAUUGUGCGACUGAAGCUUACAAUACACUGCUGGCAGUAGCGCCAGGUUCUGUGGUGACCUGCUGGAAAAUGGUCAUCUGUCGAGGCGCUGUGUGCUGAGAGACUCCCCGGAAGAGAGAAAACAAAAC
Morone saxatilis (striped sea-bass) is the source of this 3219-nucleotide messenger RNA. RefSeq names its product serine protease HTRA2, mitochondrial-like. Gene Ontology annotation, biological process: proteolysis; positive regulation of apoptotic process; programmed cell death. Lineage: Eukaryota; Metazoa; Chordata; Actinopteri; Moronidae. The coding region runs from base 236 to 1573 and encodes 445 amino acids. Gene Ontology annotation, molecular function: serine-type endopeptidase activity; protein binding. The record is from RefSeq and is a predicted model, not a curated record. The transcript has 8 exons. Gene Ontology annotation, cellular component: mitochondrion.